AUGCUUUUGGCACUCUGUGUGGCCUUUGCCGUCUUCUUCAUCGCUCUUCGGACCCCCACCGCUGGUACCGAAGUCAACGUGCUCUAUGAGAGGAAGCAGGCGAAGGAUGGCGCUAAGUCGUCAGAAACAACUGCGGUGCCGAAGCUGCACGCACUUGCUACUCCUCCUAACCAAGACGCAGAGCUACCCGACAACGUGGAAUUCUACGACCUACACGACUAUGAAGGAACGCCAAAGGGUAAAGAAAACGAAGAAAUCGUGCUAUUGCUAGUUCCGUUGAGAAAUGCUGAAAAAGUCUUGCCUUUGAUGUUCCGUAACAUGAUGAACAUUACCUACAACCACAACCUUAUUGACAUAGCGUUUUUGGUCAGUGACUGCUCAGAGGGCGACCACACUUUGGAAGCAUUGUAUGAAUACACAACAGCCAUGCAAGAAGGUAAGUUGUUGCCAAUUUUAGAGGCAAAGGAGUUGCAGACCAAAGGUAAAGGUGUUUUUGGCUCGAGCGACCUAUACCUCAAGUAUAUGCCGCAGGACUAUGUCGAGCAGGUGAAAAAAGCAUACUCUCCUCCAUACCAUAGUGAGUAUGAAAAGCCCUUCAGAAGUAUCCAAAUUUAUGAAAAAGAUUUUGGACAGGUGAUUGGUCAAGGCUUCAGUGAUAGGCAUGACGUUAAGAUUCAAGGUAUCAGACGAAAAUUGAUGGGACGAGCCAGAAACUGGCUUCUCUCUACUGCGCUGAAACCUUACCAUUCCUGGGUUUACUGGAGAGACGUUGACAUUGAAAUGUCCCCUGGCGACAUUUUGGAAUUCAUGAUGAAUUUUGCAGGAGGUUACGACGUCAUUGUUCCAAACGUUUGGAGACCGUUGCCUACAUUUCUCGGUCGUGAACAGCCCUAUGAUUUGAACUCUUGGAUAGAGUCCGAAGACGGUCUAAAAUUGGCUGAGACGUUGGACGAAGAUGAUGUCAUUGUCGAAGGUUAUGCAGAGUAUUCUACAUGGAGAGCACACUUGGCCUAUAUUCGUGAUGCCAAAGGCUCUCCCAAUGAGGUCGUAGAAUUGGACGGUGUAGGUGGUGUUUCUAUCCUCAGCAAGGCGUCAGUGUUUAGACAUGGCUCCAACUUCCCGGCCUUCACUUUCAUGAAUCAUGCGGAAACCGAAGCUUUUGGAAAAAUGACAAAAAGAAUGGGAAUGCAUGUCGGAGGAUUACCUCACUAUACUAUCUGGCAUAUAUACGAGCCAAGUGAAGAUGAUCUCAUUGAAAUAUCCAAAUUAGAACGAAGAAAAAGAAGAUUUGGGAAGGAAAGAAACAGCUAG
Messenger RNA from Pichia membranifaciens NRRL Y-2026, 1311 nucleotides. RefSeq lists its product as hypothetical. Gene Ontology annotation, molecular function: alpha-1,6-mannosyltransferase activity. The transcript is spliced from 2 exons. The coding region runs from base 1 to 1311 and encodes 436 amino acids. Gene Ontology annotation, cellular component: mannan polymerase complex. NCBI's taxonomy places the organism in Eukaryota, Fungi, Ascomycota, Pichiomycetes, Pichiales, Pichiaceae. The record is from RefSeq and is a predicted model, not a curated record. Gene Ontology annotation, biological process: protein N-linked glycosylation; cell wall mannoprotein biosynthetic process.